AUGAUGGAGAAGAUCCUACUGGGUGGUGCUGAAAGGCGUUCAAAGGACAAGGCAAUCAUCAGGCACACCUUCUACGAUAAGGACACCUGCACUGUCGAUGAAGGGAAGGACGUGGAUGUAGGUUUUCUGGAUUUUAGGAGGGCUUUUGAUCCUGUCCCUCACAGAAUCCCUCUGGACAAGAUGUCCAACUGUGAGAUGAACAGUCUGUCUCACACCCUGGGGCACUCGGGGACCAGCAUAAAAGCCGGCCCAGCGCCUCUCUCCCUCACACACUGCUCCUGACGCCUUCUCCUUGACGGGACCCUCCACACCACAGACAUGGCCUGCUACGACCUCUGCCGCCCCUGCGGACCCACCCCGCUGGCUGACAGCUGCAACGAGCCCUGUGUCAGGCAGUGCGAGGACUCCCGCGUCGUCAUCCAGCCUCCCGCUGUGCUCGUCACCCUGCCAGGACCCAUCCUCAGCUCCUUCCCACAGAACACCGCCGUCGGAUCCUCCUCAUCCGCUGCCGUGGGCAACAUCCUCAGCUCCCAGGGAGUGCCCAUCUCCUCCGGCGGCUUUGGCUACGGCUUCGGCUUUGGAGGCCUGGGCUGCUUCGGUGGCAGAAGAGGCUGCUACCCCUGCUAA
Molecule: messenger RNA, 627 nt
Organism: Gavia stellata (red-throated loon)
Lineage: Eukaryota; Metazoa; Chordata; Aves; Gaviiformes; Gaviidae
Exons: 4
Cellular component (GO): intermediate filament
Molecular function (GO): structural constituent of cytoskeleton
Source: RefSeq, a predicted model, not a curated record